This is a messenger RNA of Bombus terrestris (buff-tailed bumblebee), 3732 nucleotides long. RefSeq names its product monocarboxylate transporter 9. Gene Ontology annotation, molecular function: monocarboxylic acid transmembrane transporter activity. The transcript is spliced from 7 exons. The record is from RefSeq and is a predicted model, not a curated record. The coding region runs from base 1596 to 3104 and encodes 502 amino acids. Gene Ontology annotation, biological process: monocarboxylic acid transport; transmembrane transport. NCBI's taxonomy places the organism in Eukaryota, Metazoa, Arthropoda, Insecta, Hymenoptera, Apidae.
AUUAUUUUCUUGAUUACAAGAAAAUACAAUAUUAAAACAGACAUAUUUUCCUCAAUAAUAUUUAAUAUUUGAUAUUAUAUCGUAUAGGGGAACGUACAUUAAUCUGAGCUUCAUCACAGAUUACAGAUUAUGUAUGAUAUGUAAAGUAUUUAAGAUACUUAUCGUUAUUAUAUUCGAUCUCUAUUUUGGUUACAUUUUAAAUAAAAUCCGAUUAAUCUGAAAAGGUGUCUAUACAGUUUUCAUUUAGUAAAUUUUAAAAGAUCAAAACGGAAUCGAUCCAGAGAUAGUCAUUAUUUUUGCGUGUGCAUGAAUCAAUGUGUAUCACUUUGUACAAAUAUACAUACUUUAUUCAUCGUUUGAAAUAAUAUAAAUUUCGUCCUUGAAUGCUGUUUUUUCCUGUUUUAGAGUUAUAAAUACGAAAAGUAAGUUACAUGAGAGAUAAAGUAAAUUAUUUUAAAUUAUGUGAAAGAUUAAAACACGUACAAUCACGGUAAAAAGUAUUCGUACAGUAAUGAAAUUCAACAAAUUUCAAUCGUUAAAAUAACUUAGGAGUAUAAAAAACAAUCGUUAAAAAAAUUUUAACGAAUAAAGAACGUCUACAUAUCCUUACGAAUCUGCAGAAUAAUUUUCAUGAAAGAAAAGAUGGGAUAUCUAUAUUCUUUGUGAAAAUAUUAACAAAUAUCUAAAAAAUGGCAAACAAUAAUGCGGAAUAAGUAUUCUUACAGUUACGGUUUAAUGGGAAAGACUAAUAAGACUCAUUUAUUACGCAUAUAUUUCUACUAUUUUUUAAAUAUUUGUUAAUAUUUUCACAAAGAAUAUAGAUAUCCCAUCUUUUCUUUCGUGAAAAUUAUUCUGCAGAUUCGUAAGGAUAUGUAGAUAUCAUUUAUUUAUUACAAUUUUCUUAACGAUGUUCUACAAUAUUUUUUGUUGAAAUAAAUUACUGUACGAAUACUUUUUAUGCUAAUUGUAUGUGGAUUUUAUAAGUGCAUACAUUUAAAUGUAUUUAUAUCUGCUUUCAUCAAAUAAAUUCCUUAAUAAAGAGUUCCUUACAUCUUUUGCUGUAACCAAAUAACAGAAAGGUUUCUUCAAUAAGGAAAGUAAAUUUUUUAAUUUAGAAUAAUAAUAGGAUUAAUUAAAUUUAUAACUGCCUUGUUAUCGAAACGUAAUUUCACAAUUAUAUCUAGAAAUAAUUUAUAUAUUUUACCAAUUUGAACAAUUAAGAUAUCGAUUAAACAGAUGCAGACUGACUCUUCUAAAAACAUUUUUAAUUAGAAAUUAUGAACACGUAAUUACGAAUGCAGAACCGAGCAUCACUGACUGUUCAAACAGCGGUACGGUUCGAUUUUUCUGUGGUUAUGGAAGUUAUGGAACUGUAAACAGUUGGUAUAUACACAUGUCUCUGUGUAGAGGUAGACGUCUAAUACUUAUCCAAGCUAGCGCGUAUCUUAUCAUUUACCCAAUCCGUCUUGUAUUUGGCCGACACGUUAAGUUUGCAGUCUGCGAUCGACUCCAAGGCACGAAAGAAACAAAGGAUCGACGCCGCACGCUUGUCAUCCCUAUAGGAAUCGUAACGUGAAAGUGGAAGCAGUAUCUCGAUGAUAAUCGAUAAAAUGUCACGUGGUGAAGCUGAUAGAGGUUGGGCGUGGAUAAUCGUCGCCGCCGUGACAAUCAUUAAUCUGGCGAUACUUCCAAUACAGCAAAGCUUCGGUCUAAUCUUUAGGGAACGUUUCUUUUUACUUGAUAUAACCGCCACACAGACAUCGUUAAUUGUUCAUUUGAAUGGUACCAUUACAAGCAGUCUAGGUCUGAUAAGCGGUCCAAUGAUGAAGAAAUUCACGUUUCGAAAAGUUGCCUUUCUUGGUGGUAUUACUGUUGCCACUGGAAUUUGUGCGACUGCGUUCGCAGUCUCUCUCCCCGCCAUUAUUAUCACUUAUUGUAUUAUCGUCGGUAUCGGUCAUGGUAUCAUGUUUCCAGCCACGAAUCUCGCGAUGAACACUUAUUUUCGGAAAAAACGAAAUGUGGCUAUGGGAUUGUCAGUAACUUUAACUGGCCUUGGGCCUAUUUUGAUGCCACUUCUAAUAGCAAAAUUAUUGGAAAAUUAUGCUACCACUGGGACUCUUUUGAUCAUCGCAGGUAUAGCGAUGCAUUCAUUGAUCGGGGCAGCGCUAUUGAAACCAUUUAAGGAAAGAGAAAUUACAAGUAUAACAAAGGACAAUGACAUCACGGCAUCUUCCGCAGAGAGCAAUGAAAACGGUAUACCGAAAGAAAUCAAAAGAUUAAAAAUUGAAAACGUAACUGAUGUCAAAAACGACGGUGCUAACCUUAAAUUAUUGGAAGAACAAUUGGAACAAAAUACGAGCAAUUUUGAGCAGAAUUUAUCAGAAAAUGUGAAUAGUGAAAAUAGCAAACGAGAGAAGAAGUCGAUUUUGGGAAAAAUAACACAGCAUAUGGAUCUUGACCUUUUAAGGGAUAGUCGUUAUGUCGCCGUCAUCCUAGGUAUGGGAGUGUCUUUAGUCGCUGAAACAAACUUCAACAUGAUGAUUCCUUUCGUCCUGACUGAACUUUCUGGUCUUGAAAGGGAUUCGAUCGCAACUGUAAUGUCUAUCCAAGCUGUGUCAGAUAUUACCGGACGUCUUUGCAUUCCACUCCUUGCGCACAAAGCUGGUUGGACAUCCAGGAACCUUUACGUGUUGUCUUUAAUAGGAUCCACCAUUGGAAGGACCAUAUUAUCAACGUGGGGCAGUACGUACAUUGUGGUAAUCGGCGUUACAUUAAUUAUUGGAAUCGCUAAAGGAACGAAAGCUGUCUUCCAAACGCUAAUAAUUCCUGACUAUGUAUCUCUUGACAGACUUCCAGCUGCAUACGGGAUGCAAAUGGUUUGCAAUGGUAUAUUAUCUAUUGCCAUAGGCCCAUUAAUAGGUUUAGUACAUGACCAAAUGAUGAGCUACGUAGGCGCACUCCAUUUCACAUCAUUUUUAAGUUUAUCUUGUGUUGUUUUAUGGUACAUGGGAGGACUUUGGACAUUUAAUAAAAGCAUUAAAAAACAUGGCGCAAAAGAAGAAAUGUCUCAAAUACAAGAAAAUUGCCCUGAAUGUAAUGUAUAAGCAUUUACAACAAAAUUUAACAGAUGAAAUAUUUAGUAUAGUAUUAAUAAAAUAAAAUGGUUAAGUAUCUCCCACGAAUAUAAUGCAAAAUUUAGGCUUCGUGAUUUCAAAGCAUAAUAUGGAACAUUGGAAUCGGAAUAAUAUUGCAAGGAUUAAAAAGAGAAUGUAUUAGUAUUAAAAGUUUAUGUUCAACGACGUGCUAUUUAAUGUUAAGUUAUUAAAUCAAGCUAUAUACGACUGAUUCUCAUAUAAUGUUAAAGACUCCUCGAGUGAUGAAAAACUUAAAUUAUUUAUAAGUAUAUAUUUGUAUAAUAUAGUUUUAUGGUAUAUUACAGUUUUUUAAUAAAGCCAUAUAAGAGACAAAUAGAUUAACUCUGUUAGAAUUUCUCGUUUGAUUUCUGAAAAAUUGGACGUUAUCCAUCUGAUAAAAUCUAAUACUAAAAUUGAAGAUCUUUCGGAAAACCAUGUUUAUCAGUUUGUCUUUUGGAUGACUGAAUUAAUAAUAUCACAUAAUGUUGUCAUAAAAUAGUUAUUUUAUUUUGCUAUCAAAUUUUAUGCUGUACGGUGCCACGUAAAAACUUAAAAGAAAAAGAAAAAUAAACAGUACAAUGUUUGUAAAUACACUAUA